Gadus chalcogrammus (walleye pollock) is the source of this 3029-nucleotide messenger RNA. Its product is annotated as TOG array regulator of axonemal microtubules protein 1-like. Gene Ontology annotation, cellular component: cilium; cytoplasmic microtubule. The record is from RefSeq and is a predicted model, not a curated record. The coding region runs from base 120 to 3029 and encodes 969 amino acids. Gene Ontology annotation, molecular function: microtubule binding. The transcript is spliced from 13 exons. Lineage: Eukaryota; Metazoa; Chordata; Actinopteri; Gadiformes; Gadidae. Gene Ontology annotation, biological process: microtubule cytoskeleton organization.
GGAAGCUGGGCUCGUCACAAUGUCUCGUGUCAAUCAAGUGUCUGCUCAAGUUCUAAAGUUUUCAUUCGCCCUUCGACGCCAAGUAGAGAGACUCAUAGAGAGAUCAUCGAACAGCGACGAUGGACAGGAAGACAUUGUUUUCUUUGCAGACUCAAUUGACCCCUGCUUCCAACAUGAUGGCCGACAGGGAGUUCUUCACCGAGGUGACCAGGCUCGUCCCCGCCCCCCCUACUGAGGCCAAACCACCGGGCCUUAACCCCCGCUACCCUCGUGGGUCUAGGCUGCCCCGGUUGGCUGCCCCAGCUGGUGGCAGCAACGAGAGGCUCGUCCUCCGCCCCCCUACUGAGGCCAAGCCGCCGGGCCAUAGCCCCCGCUACCCUCAUGGGUCUAGGCUGCCCCGGUUGGCAGCCCCAGCUGGGGGCAGCAACGAGAGGAUCAACCUCCGCCCCCCUACUGAGGCCAAGCCACCGGGCCAUAGCCCCCGCUACCCUCGUGGGUCUAGGCUGCCCCGGUUGGCUGCCCCAGCUGGGGGCAGCAACGAGAGGAUCGUCCUCCGCCCCCCUACUGAGGCCAAGCCACCGGGCCAUAACCCCAGCUACCCUCGUGGGUCUAGGCUGCCCCGGUUGGCUGCCCCAGCUGGGGGCAGCAACGAGAGGAUCGUCCUCCGCCCCCCUACUGAGGCCAAGCCACCGGGCCAUAACCCCAGCUACCCUCGUGGGUCUAGGCUGCCCCGGUUGGCUGCCCCAGCUGGGGGCAGCAACGAGAGGAUCGUCCUCCGCCCCCCUACUGAGGCCAAGCCACCGGGCCAUAACCCCAGCUACCCUCGUGGGUCUAGGCUGCCCCGGUUGGCUGCCCCAGCUGGGGGCAGCAACGAGAGGAUCGUCCUCCACCCCCAUACUGAGGCCAAGCCACCGGGCCAUAACCCCAGCUACCCUCGUGGGUCUAGGCUGCCCCGGUUGGCUGUGGCUGAGGAGGCUGACGGCCAGGAAGCCUGGAUCACGGCGGCCCACUCCGACACCGUGUCCCCCCGUGCACGGGCUCUGGGUGCCGCCUCGAGCCAGGAGACUUCCCCGGGCCAAACCCCCCCAGGUCCUCUGCGGGCCGCCCCACUGAGCCGCCGUCGGGCGCUCGGAGGCGCUGAGGCGGACCUCCCUGGGACGGAGCGCUCCCAGUCCGGUCACGGCCAGAGGUCCCAGGCCCCAGGCAGCCCGCCGGCCUCUGAUGUUCCUGAAGGCGUGGUGGGCAGAGGUAAGUACUCGUUCAGCCCGUUUCCCCCUGUGCAGGAGCCUCUGAGGAACGGCAGGAUCGAGCGGGAGAAGCUCCGGGGCCAGCCCCCCCACCAGGCAGGGGAAGAGGCCAGGCCCUCUGGGAAGCGGCAAAAAAACGGGGGCCGCUGUUUCCCCAACCAGAGCCUGACCGCUGAGCCCAAGCUGGAGGAGAAGCUGUUGGAUAGCAGAGAUGAGCCGGCCCAGGGCUCCCUCAGCGGCCCCCAGCGAGACCCAGCAGAGCCCCCCAGGCCCCGCCCCUUUGCCAAACCUGAGCUGGCCAUGACACAGAGCCUCACUCUCAUCAGCUCAGAGAACUGGGAGGAGAAGACUGAAGGGCUCAUGGUGCUGCGCAGUCUGGCCCAGAACCAUGGGGACACUCUGCGGCCCAGGCUCCGCGACGUCUGCCUCGCCCUCGUGCAAGAGGUGAAGAACCUGCGUUCGGGCGUGUCCCGCGUAGCCGUGUGCACGCUUGGCGUCCUGUACUGCCACCUGCAGCGGGACAUUGACAAGGAGGUGGACACCACGGCCAGGGCGCUGCUGCACAAGGUGGCCGAGAGCAACGCCUUCAUGCGGCAGGAAGUGGACGCGGCGCUGGGCCACAUGGUGCGGCACUGCACGCCGGCACGCUGCAUCAACGCCUUCCUGGACGGGGGUUUGAGCCACCUGAGCGCGGUGGUGAGGAAGUGCGCCGCCCAGCACCUGGCCGACCUGCUGGAGAGGGUGGGCGUGGCCCGCCUGCUGUCCGGAGGGAAGGACGUGACGGACAGAAUCCUCCCGGCCGUGGUCAAGCUGGCCCUGGACUCCUCCCAGGGACCCAGGUCCUUUGGCCGCCGGAUGUUGCUGUUCCUGUCCUCCCACCAGGACUUUGAUAGCAUGCUGGAGAAGAACAUCCCCACCAAGGACCUUUCCGCCGCCCGCAAGACGGUCAGCGGACUCAAGGCAAAGGGUCUGGGGGAGACGCCCCAGACCCCACCCUCGCUUCCCGGCAGUGGCACCGUCAGGGCCUCGACGCUCAAAAGGAAGCUCCCGAAACCGACCAACAGGGAGCCCAACAGCAAGUACAGCUCCAAACCUCAGGGUCACAUAAUCGAAGACAAGGCUGAGUACAUCAGGCAGCUCACCGCUCUGCUGGAGUCCAAGGAGUUCAGGGAGCGCAUCAAAGGCAUCGACCAGCUGGUGGCCGACUGCCAGGACAACCCCAGCAUGGUCAUCCGCAGCCUGUUCCCGGUGUUUGACGCCUUCAGAGACCGCCUGCAGGAGUCCAACCGUAAGGUGAACCUGUACGCCUUGGAGGCCCUGCAGGAGAUGGUGCGCCUGCUGAAGGACGACCUGUCCGGGGUUCUCAACCACCUGGUGCCCGCCAUCGUGGACAACCACCUGAACUCCAAGAACCGCGCCGUGUACUCGGCCGCCACAGGGGCCCUCUGCGAGCUGGUGCUGAACCUCGACAGCAGCCUCCUCCUGGAGCCGUUCUGCUUCAAGGCACGGGCUCUUAGCGGCCAAGCAAAGGUGGAUCUGAUCGGGAAGGUUGCAGAGCUGGUGACGGAGCUGUACCCCCGCCGGCCCCAGCUGGUGGAGCAGAAGGCGCUGCCCCUGCUGUGGUGCCUGCUGGGCCCGUCCAGCGGCAGCGUGCACCGGGCGACCACCAGCCUGUGCCGAGCCCUCCACCAUCAGAUGGGGCCCGGCCUGCGGCAGAGCGCCGCCUCCCAGCCCCCGAGCGUCGGCAGGGACCUCAACCAGCUGCUGAGAACCAUGUCCUGA